GUACGUCAAUAUCAGUUCCCUGUCCUUCAGUCCUGACGCCCAGUUCCUCUGUGCCUCCAGCAACACUGAGACCGUACACAUCUUCAAACUAGAACAGCACGGACCCAGUGGAGAGGAGGAGUGUCCUACCUGGGGAUCCUACGUAGGGAAGAUGUUCUCUGCAGCCAGCAGCUACCUCCCAGCCCAGGUGUCUGGUGUGAUGAGUCAGGAAAGAGCCUUCGCCACUGUACGCCUCCUAGUGGCCGGGCAGAGGAACGUCUGUACCCUCGCCACGAUCCAGAAGCUUCCUCGUCUGCUGGUGGCCUCCUCUGACGGACAGCUGUUCAUCUAUAACGUCGACCCUCAGGAUGGAGGAGAGUGCGUCCUGGCUCAGAAACACAGAUUGUUUGGUGAGGAUGAGGACAAGGAGGAAGGGGUGGAGUCAGAAGGGUCAGAGGUCACGGUGCCCGUCCAGGCAUGUCCAUCAUACGCCGCCACUGUUGCCAUACCAGCCACCGGUCCAGUCACUACCACGCUCACAGGUUACUCUGAGGAUGGUGGGGCUAAGAAGGGAGAGGUGAUCCCAGAACAUGAGUUUGCUGCUGGUCCCGUCUGUCUGGAUGAUGAGAACGAGUUUCCUCCAGUGAGCAACCAGCAACUCUGCUAGCCUGGUCCUAUACAGAAACAGUAGUCAUGCUAACUCUGCUAGCCUGGUCCUAUACAGAAACAGUAGUCAUGCUAACUCUCCUAGCCUGGUCCUAUACAGAAACAGUAGUCAUGCUAACUCUCCUAGCCUGGUCCUAUACAGAAACAGUAGUCAUGCUAACUCUCCUAGCCUGGUCCUAUACAGAAACAGUAGUCAUGCUAACUCUCCUAGCCUGGUCCUAUACAGAAACAGUAGUCAUGCUAACUCUCCUAGCCUGGUCCUAUACAGAAACAGUAGUCAUGCUAACU
Messenger RNA from Oncorhynchus tshawytscha (Chinook salmon), 933 nucleotides. Its product is annotated as WD repeat domain phosphoinositide-interacting protein 1-like. The record is from RefSeq and is a predicted model, not a curated record. Gene Ontology annotation, molecular function: phosphatidylinositol-3-phosphate binding; protein binding; phosphatidylinositol-3,5-bisphosphate binding. NCBI's taxonomy places the organism in Eukaryota, Metazoa, Chordata, Actinopteri, Salmoniformes, Salmonidae. Gene Ontology annotation, biological process: protein localization to phagophore assembly site; autophagy of mitochondrion; protein lipidation. Gene Ontology annotation, cellular component: cytosol; phagophore assembly site membrane; extrinsic component of membrane.